UACAGUACCAAAGGGAAGGGCUCCGCAUUUCCGAUUCUCGAAUUCAAGUGCGAAACCACCGCACCUGCCGGCGCCGUCGCCGGAAUAUUCUUUCAUUUGGUCUCCUGUUUUUUCGCCGAUUCUCUCUCGGUGUAGGACCCGUUGACUCGCUGUUGAGGAGGAGGAGAGAUUUGUUUGUCAAUAAUCGCGAUUAAAUAGUAGGGUUUUCGUGAGGUGGAACUGAGCUGCUGAAAUGGAGAGGUUGGGAUCGGAGGCGGCUUUGGCGGGGAUGGAGGCGAAUAUGAGGGACGAUCUUUGCAUGGAGAUCGAUUCUUCUUUCAAGGAGAAUGUCGCGACCGCCGAGGACUGGCGGAAGGCGCUCAACAAGGUGGUUCCCGCUGUCGUGGUCCUUCGCACCACUUCUUGCCGUGCCUUCGACACCGAGUCCGCCAGUGCUUCCUAUGCUACUGGCUUUGUGGUGGACAAGCGUCGUGGGAUUAUUCUCACCAAUCGCCAUGUCGUCAAACCUGGACCGGUUGUUGCGGAAGCCAUGUUUGUGAACCGCGAGGAAAUUCCUGUUCAUCCAAUCUAUAGAGAUCCUGUUCAUGAUUUUGGCUUCUUUGGCUACAACCCUUCUUCAAUACAAUUCCUUAGCUAUGAGGAGAUUCCUCUUUCACCUGAAGCUGCAUGUGUGGGGCUUGAAAUUAGGGUGGUUGGGAAUGAUAGCGGAGAAAAGGUUUCGAUUUUGGCUGGAACUCUUGCACGUUUGGAUAGAGAUGCUCCACAUUAUAAAAAGGAUGGUUACAAUGACUUCAAUACAUUCUACAUGCAAGCAGCUUCUGGGACAAAAGGUGGUUCAAGUGGUUCUCCUGUUAUUGAUUGGCAAGGCAGAGCAGUUGCCUUGAAUGCUGGGAGCAAGACAUCUAGUGCUUCAGCAUUUUUCUUGCCUUUAGAAAGAGUUGUAAGGGCCUUGAGAUACUUGCAGAAAGGAAUAGAAUCAUUUAGUACUACAUGGGAGGCAGUCACAAUUCCCCGUGGUACGCUUCAGGCCACAUUUCUCCACAAAGGAUUUGAUGAGACGCGAAGGCUUGGAUUCAGAAGUGAAACAGAACAGUUAGUGCGCCAUGCUUCUCCAACUGGGGAAACAGGAAUGCUUGUUGUUGACUCAGUUGUACCUGAGGGCCCAGCUCACAAACGCUUGGAGCCAGGUGAUGUGCUUAUUCGGUUGAAUGGUGAGGUGACCACCCAGUUUCUGAAGAUGGAAAAUCUUCUUGAUGAUAGUGUUAAUGAUAAAGUUGAACUUCAAAUUGAAAGAGGUGGUAAACCGUUGACUUUAGAUUUAACGGUUCAGGAUUUGCACUCUAUCACUCCAGAUUGCUUUCUUGAAGUGAGUGGUGCUGUUAUUCACCCUCUGUCAUAUCAGCAGGCCAGGAACUUCCGAUUUCAAUGUGGUCUUGUGUAUGUUGCAGAACAAGGAUAUAUGUUACUCAGGGCGGGGGUUCCACGGCAUGCUAUUAUUAAGAAGUUUGCUGGUGAAGACAUAUUGAAACUUGAAGAUUUUAUCUCUGCUCUCUCUAAACUAUCAAGAGGUGCAAGGGUACCAUUAGAGUAUAUAAGUCAUACAGAUCGUCACCGUAGAAAGUCUGUCCUAGUGACAAUUGAUCGCCAUGAGUGGUAUGCUCCUCCUCAAAUAUACAAGCGUGAUGAUACUUGUGGCUUGUGGACUGUAAAACCUGUGUUGCCACCAGACUCUCCACUCUUAUCACCUCUGGUCAAUGACAUUGAACGAGAUUUAGCAAGCAAUAGAAUUUCAUCAUGUGCUGCUGAGGUCACUCCAAUAGAACAAGCACAUCAAUGUGUUGGCCAAGAGGCAAUGGAUGGUGUGACUAAUAUGGAAACUAACUGUGAACAAAUUGUUGAGGGCCCGCAUACUUCAGAUGAAUCUGACGCUGGGACCAAAAAAAGGAGGGUGGAGGACUUAUCGACUGAUGGUACUUUAUCACCUGACUGUUCCUUACAUGAAUCUAGGGAAGAAAGAAUAGAGGACACAGGAACAGAAACCCAAACAGUUUUGAGGGAUCAUCAAAGUGCUGCAGCUGGAGCCACUAAUGCUUCCAUAGCUGAGCGUGUGAUUGAACCAACUCUUGUGAUGUUAGAGGUUCAUGUACCAUCUUCUUGUAUGCUUGAUGGGGUGCAUUCGCAACAUUUCUUUGGAACUGGUGUCAUCAUAUAUCACUCUGAAACCAUGGGAUUGGUUGCUGUUGAUAAAAACACUGUUGCCGUGUCUGUCUCUGAUGUGAUGCUGUCUUUUGCUGCUUAUCCUAUUGAAAUUCCUGGAGAGGUUGUUUUUCUUCAUCCUGUGCACAACUUUGUGCUUGUUGCAUAUGACCCCUCUGCUCUUGGUGCUGGCGCUGCUGUAGUAAGGGCCGCUGAACUACUUCCUGAACCUGCUCUUCGUCGUGGAGAUUCUGUAUGCCUUGUGGGAUUGAGUAGGAGCCUACAAGCAACUUCUAGGAAAUCGUUUGUCACAAAUCCUUCUGCUGCUCUGAAUAUUGGUUCCGCUGAUUGUCCAAGAUACAGAGCAACCAAUAUGGAAGUGAUUGAGCUUGAUACAGAUUUUGGCAGUACAUUCUCUGGUGUUCUUACAGAUGAUCUUGGAAGGGUUAAAGCUAUAUGGGGGAGCUUUUCAACACAGACUUCAAUCUUCCAGCUCAAGUAUAAUUGUAGCUCGUCUGAAGACCAUCAAUUUGUUCGUGGUAUUCCAAUUUAUUCAAUAAGCCAGAUACUUGAUAAAAUCACAUCUGGUGUGGAUGGUCCUACCCUGCUGAUAAAUGGAAUCAAAAGGCCCAUGCCACUUGUAAGAAUGCUAGAGGUUGAACUUUAUCCCACUUUGCUCUCCAAGGCUAGGAGUUUUGGCCUGCAUGACUCCUGGAUCCAGGCACUGGUAAAAAAAGAUCCUAUAAGACGACAGGUUUUAAGGGUUAAAGGAUGUUUAGCAGGAUCCAAAGCGGAAAAUCUACUAGAACAGGGUGACAUGGUUUUGGCAAUCAAUAAAGAGCCUGUUACGUGUUUUCAUGAUAUCGAAGAUGCGUGCCAAAGACUAGACCACAGUAAUGGCAUUGAGAAUGAUGGGAAGCUUACAAUGACAAUAUUUCGUCAGGGUCGCGAAAUCGAUCUAGUGGUUGGAACAGAUGUUAGGGAUGGGAACGGAACCACUCGUGCCAUAAAUUGGUGUGGUUGUAUUGUUCAGGAUCCUCAUUCAGCCGUCCGAGCUCUUGGAUUUCUUCCUGAAGAAGGGCAUGGUGUUUAUGUGGCCAGGUGGUGUCAUGGGAGUCCAGUGCAUCGCUAUGGUUUAUAUGCGUUGCAAUGGAUUGUUGAAGUGAAUGGGGAACCUACUCCCGAUUUGGACGCUUUUGUUGCUGUGACUAAGGAAAUCGAGCACGGGGAGUUUGUUCGUGUAAGAACGGUGCACUUGAAUGGCAAGCCUCGAGUGCUGACACUAAAGCAGGACUUGCAUUACUGGCCAACAUGGGAGCUGAGAUUUGACCCUGAGGCUUCAAUAUGGCGUAGGAGGACAAUCAAGUCGCUAGAUUGCAGGUCCAUGUGAUUCCUUUAUGUGUGCAAUGCUGCUUUAUCUUUCGACUUAAAUGCUGCUGCAAAGAAUGAGAAGUUGCCUUGGAAUAUUUCCUCAAAAUCAUUUAACUGUCUUCCUUCAUCCAUAGUUGCCACCAAUAUGAGAUUAGCAGCCAAUUAUUUGUUGUAUAUUUUUUGCUAUAAAGAGACAAACAGGCUGAGCCCUACACAUUUGCAUGUAGAAAUAGUAUUAUAUAGGUCAUGCUUGUUUUGAAACAAUUAAGGGUUUUCCUAUGUUUUAUUACUAUUGCCUGUUAUUUAUAUUAAAUAUUUUGUUUAUGUUUAACAUCUCAUCUUUCUCAACGAGUUC
Molecule: messenger RNA, 3922 nt
Organism: Andrographis paniculata
Lineage: Eukaryota; Viridiplantae; Streptophyta; Magnoliopsida; Lamiales; Acanthaceae
Product: protease Do-like 7
Exons: 24
Coding region: 233-3586 (1117 amino acids)
Biological process (GO): proteolysis
Molecular function (GO): serine-type endopeptidase activity; protein binding
Source: RefSeq, a predicted model, not a curated record